CCGACAAAUUGUUGUCAUUUUUUUACAUCACAUGGGACCGGGUUUAGACGCCAAGUAAAGAUACGCAGGAAAGGACUAACCGAGAAACAUAAACGAAACUGAGUACGAGACGGCCCAGUUCGUCAGAUCUCCUCAAAAUGGAGCCUACCAACCUGCAGAAAGCGAUAGCCAUAGCAAAUAGGGCUUCGGAGGAGGACCAGGCCGAAAAUUAUGAGGAAGCCGUUCGCUUGUACCAGCAAGCUGUUCGCUUCUUUCUGCAUAUAUUAAAGCGGGAACCGCAGGGUAAAGAGGGAAACCAAAAAAUACGAGACAAGUGCAAGGAAUACCUGGACAGAGUGGAGGAGCUGAAGGAGUAUUCUGAGAAGAAAGAGAAAGCUAUAGAUCUGGCCAGUAAGGCUGCCCAGGAAGACAAAGCACAGAAUUAUGAAGAAGCUCUCCGCCUCUACCAGCACGCUGUGCAGUACUUCCUUCACGUCGUGAAGUACGAAGCCCAAGGGGAGAAGAGCAAGCAGAGCAUCCGGGGGAAGUGUGCCGAGUACCUGGAUCGGGCAGAGAAGCUGAAGGAGUACUUGAAGAAGAAGGAGAAAGCCCCUCCCGCCAAGCCGGUGAAGGAGUCGCAGUCCGAUGACAAAGGGAAUGAGAGUGAUGAAGGAGAAGAUCCCGAGAAGAAGAAAUUCCAAAACCAACUACAGGGAGCCAUUAUCAUGGAGAAGCCUAAUAUCAAGUGGAACGACGUCGCUGGGCUAGAAGGGGCCAAGGAAGCUCUGAAGGAGGCCGUUAUCCUGCCCAUUAAGUUUCCACACCUGUUCACAGGGAAGAGGACCCCUUGGAGAGGUAUCCUGCUGUUUGGACCACCGGGGACGGGGAAGUCCUACCUCGCCAAAGCCGUGGCUACAGAGGCCAACAACUCCACCUUCUUCUCCAUCUCCUCCUCAGACCUGGUGUCCAAAUGGCUCGGGGAGAGUGAAAAGCUGGUGAAAAGCCUCUUCACCCUGGCACGAGAGCACAAGCCCUCCAUCAUCUUCAUCGACGAGAUCGACUCCCUGUGUGGCUCGCGGAGUGAAAAUGAGAGUGAAGCGGCACGCCGGAUUAAGACCGAGUUCCUGGUGCAGAUGCAAGGUGUUGGAAACGACAACGAAGGGAUCCUAGUCUUGGGAGCCACUAACAUCCCCUGGACCCUGGACUCCGCCAUCAGAAGAAGGUUCGAGAAGCGCAUCUACAUCCCGCUGCCGGAGGAGCACGCCCGCUCCUUCAUGUUCAAGUUGCACCUGGGCACGACCCCCAACAGCCUCACCGACUCAGAUUUCAUCACCCUGGGCAAGAAGACGGAGGGAUACUCGGGCGCUGACAUCAGCAUCAUUGUGCGGGACGCCCUCAUGCAGCCCGUCAGAAAAGUGCAGUCCGCCACUCACUUCAAGAAGGUACGAGGGCCGUCAAGGGAUGACCCCAACGUCCUCAUAGAUGACCUGCUGACCCCUUGUUCUCCGGGAGAUCCGAAUGCCGUCGAGAUGACCUGGAUGGAUGUUCCUGGCGAGAAGCUCUUGGAACCGGUCGUCAGCAUGCCGGACAUGUUGCGGUCCCUUGCGAACACCAAGCCCACGGUGAAUGAGCAAGACUUGGACAAGCUGAAGAAGUUCACAGAGGACUUUGGGCAGGAGGGCUGAGAUGAAGGGAAGCCAAGCAGACCGAUGCUGACUGUAAACUCUCUCCUGUUCUCUCCUUCUCUUCCUCUCCCCACCCCCCUUACUUCAAUCCCCCCUCAGCUUCCUGUGAAUUUGGUUCUAAAUUUCUGUUUUCCAAGACCGUUUGAGUCUGGCUUUCUACCUGCUUCAUUGUACUGGUCAGGGUCACGGAUGGGCUUCACACUCUAUGUUUGUGUUGUGUAAUCCCUGGAAAAACCUAAACAAAUUUGUGUGUAUAUAUGUAAUUAUAUAUAUAUACAUCAUUUUUCUGAACCUGUGCCUUUUUGAAGGAUCCUUUUAAAUAUAAAGUUUCCUUUGAAAAUGAGUCAGACUAACACGCGUCAUUGUCCUUUCACUGCUGUUUUCGUUUAGUUCAUAAUUUAUCCAAGGAAUAUUUGGCUUUACAGUUUUGGAAGUGAUGAGUGAAGCGGUGGAGGGGGGGGGGGGGGGGUGGAAUUGUUCAUGAUCCCAGACUAUGCUGAUGAGGCUUACAUGGUGGAGGGGGGGGGGGGUUUGGUUUUACUCCGUUGUUUAACUCCGAGGGACCAGAACGUAGCAUCCGCAACAGAUAUAGCACUGGGUGAUUGAGCGGGGGGGGGGGGGGGGGGGGGGCAUUUAAUUCGCGGAAUUUGUUUUCCCAAAACAAUCUUAAGAAUUCACUUGCAGACUGCUGAAAGGUCAUGACGCCUUACACUGUGCAUUUAUAAGGAGGACCUGUUAAACAGAAUAGAUAGGGCCUACCUGCGAGAUUGGGAGAAAGUACCAGGAACAGUUUUGGGGGGUGGGAAUGGCAAGGGGUCUGACUGCAGUAUGACAGUAUCUGCCUCUGCGACAUGGGGGGGGCUCUGUGGCGUACGCUACGCUGCCCGCUGUUUUAAACUGGCAGCGCAUGACAUGUGCCUUCAAUACAAACCAUAUUCACAAGUUGGGAAAAAAAAAAACCUCAAUUCAUUUUUAUAGUCUUGUUAUCAGUAUAUUAAGCAUUUUGUUUGUCUACACACUUAAUUUCAGACCUUUAAUCUCUGAAUUGUAUGCAACUGUACUUUUUGGUUCAGGUUUUCUAUGAUACGAAAAACUAUUCUCUAUGAACUCUGCAUACACAGGAUAUGUAAUUUAGGCGUCAUUUGUUAGAAAAAUAUCCAUAUCUUGAUGGUUAAAAAUUAAUUUACUUUUCAUUUUAUUUCAUACAAGUGUAAAUAAAGGUAUUCAGUCUUGGA
Brienomyrus brachyistius is the source of this 2899-nucleotide messenger RNA. RefSeq names its product vacuolar protein sorting 4 homolog B (gene vps4b). Gene Ontology annotation, biological process: vacuole organization; endosomal transport. The record is from RefSeq and is a predicted model, not a curated record. Gene Ontology annotation, molecular function: ATP binding; ATP hydrolysis activity. NCBI's taxonomy places the organism in Eukaryota, Metazoa, Chordata, Actinopteri, Osteoglossiformes, Mormyridae. The transcript has 13 exons. Bases 138 to 1664 code for a protein of 508 amino acids.